CCCGAGCACCACUGCAGCAGUUUCCGCAGCAGUGUACGAACUCAGAAGUGCGCACCACAUACACAAAACAUUCCACCGGAUGGUUCAAAGACCUUAACUUAACGUAAAGAAGUGCACAUCAACGAAAAAUUUUCAUUUUGGUUAUUAUUUUUUUUAGGAAAAAAUAAUAAUAAUAAUAAUAAUAAUGAAAAGGACUGUUAGAAAACGUAGACGUAUCGUAGACAUUGCUAGAGAAUUUCAUUAUCUCAGAAACGUUUUUGGUUGGAUGUUGAGUAUCAUUUGGGUACAUCUACUUUUAAGCUACGAAAUUGUUGCAUCAGGUGCUGUUGUAGAUAGGGAAAAUGGGCCAGUAACUAUGAAACAGCGAUUUGUGGAGCAUGGUACAAACGAAGACGACACUAGGAAUCAUCAUGGUGCACAUGUUUUGCCAUCAUUUGAUAACACAACAGCACAAAAUGUUACAACGCAACUCGGCCAAACCGCUUAUCUACAUUGCAUUGUCAAUAAUUUAGGUGAUAAAACAGUCACAUGGAUAAGAAGAAAAGAUUUUAAUCUUUUAACGGUAGGAACAGAGAUAUAUACUAGUGAUGACAGGUUUCAAACCAUUCAUAUGGAACAUACAAACGAUUGGGCAUUAAGAAUAAAGUAUCCUCAAACGAAAGAUGAAGGUACAUAUGAAUGCCAAGUCAGUUCAGAUCCAAAAAUUAGUCAUUUUGUCAAUCUAACUGUUUUAGUGGCAAAAGCAUCUAUCGACGGAUCUCCGGAUCUUUACGUGAAAACGGGCAGUUCUAUUAAUUUAACUUGUAUUAUCAUCCAAAGCUCACAACCACCGGCCUUCGUCUUUUGGUAUCACAAUAGCAAAGUGAUUAACUAUGACUCAUCACGUGGAGAAAUCACAGUGCAUAAAGCAGGGGGUGACACAGCAGUUAGCACAUUGUAUAUCAAACACGCUCAGCCAGCUGAUUCUGGUAAUUAUACCUGUUCUCCAUCGAAUGCUGAAGCAACUAGUAUCACGGUACACGUAUUAAAUGGAGAAAAAUCAGCAGCCAUGCAGCACGACGGUAAUCCUAGUCAUUCAUCCAGUUCAUCUUGGAAGAUCAGUGGAUCGACAAUGAUAAUCCAGCUUCUGGCAAUUGCAGCAGUAUCUAUAGUAUCGAGAUGACGUGAUGAAGUGACAUGAAGCAAAAGGGGACAACGUCCACAGUUGGUCUGUCCAGGACAUGAUAGGUCGCGAUGGGACAGAGAAGCAACCAUUACAGGGAAUGUCGUUGCGUUGUUCCGCAGGCGGCGAGUUUCCACUCCGCCCAAUUUGUGAAGAACAUAUAGAAAUGGACGUUGCUGAUCGAAGCCUGUAUAGCUUCUAUCGUUUAUCGUUGUCUGUUGUUAACGGAUUUAGAUACAUUCUCGCGUAACGUAUCGGGAUCGUGUACAAGAAAGAUAAUUAUGUUUUCUAUUGGAUACGUUUAUUCGAUAACAAUUUAAUAAUAUAUAUAUAUAAAUAUAUAUAAAUAUCUAUAUAUAUAUAAGAGAAAAAAUACUAAAAUCUUGUAUAGAAAAAACGGAUGUAUUAUAAUGUUUCUUAUGUACAAACGAAGAGAAAAAAA
Centruroides sculpturatus (bark scorpion) is the source of this 1604-nucleotide messenger RNA. RefSeq names its product neurotrimin-like. Bases 185 to 1162 code for a protein of 325 amino acids. NCBI's taxonomy places the organism in Eukaryota, Metazoa, Arthropoda, Arachnida, Scorpiones, Buthidae. Gene Ontology annotation, biological process: synapse organization. Gene Ontology annotation, cellular component: neuron projection membrane. The transcript is spliced from 5 exons. The record is from RefSeq and is a predicted model, not a curated record.